CAAAUGGAGAAAAAAUACCCAGCAAUUGCAGGGAAAGAAAGAGGCCCAGGACCUGGACGCUAUGGACUUCCUCCCACCCUUGGAUUCAUUGGCCACGACUUUACCAAACAAACCAGCCCUGCGUACUCUCUCCAUGGCAGAAUGAGUAAUAAUAUGUAUUCUACCGACUCCAGUCCAGGCCCUCGAUACCAUGUUGAUCCAAAAAUCACUCACUUUGGAAGAGAUUGCGCCCCUGCAUACUCAAUUCUGGGGAGGAUGAAAGAACAUAAACAGCUCCUCCACACGCCUGGACCUGGUGCGUACAGCCCCGAGAGAGCACCCCCAUGCAACCUGCAGCGCAGACCCCCAGCUUACACCAUGGGCUCUCGUACACAGUACCGCAGCGCAGACCCUGUCCCUGCUCCCAACAAGUACAACCUGCCUCCACUUCUGGGCCCUCAUGUCCCAAACAAGCCAGCCAGUGCCAGUUACACCAUGUCAGGUAGCUUCAGCAGAGGGGGACCGUCUGUGGAUUUAGCAAAGACACCUGGGCCCUGCCGUUACAACAGUACAAACCCAAACGUUUAUCUUUCCCGACAGCCUGCAUUUUCCAUGUUAGGUCGCCACGAUUUACCGAAGAACGGCACAGAAAACCCCGGUCCAGGAACCUACAAUCCUGAGAAAGUCAAAGUUCACAAGUCCCAAGCACCAGCUUACUCCAUGGGCAUCAGACACUCGGAGUUUGUCACCCCACUAGUGGUGUCUUCUGACUGA
Molecule: messenger RNA, 753 nt
Organism: Nematolebias whitei (Rio pearlfish)
Lineage: Eukaryota; Metazoa; Chordata; Actinopteri; Cyprinodontiformes; Rivulidae
Gene: cimap1d
Product: outer dense fiber of sperm tails 3-like 2b
Exons: 4
Coding region: 4-753 (249 amino acids)
Cellular component (GO): cytoskeleton
Source: RefSeq, a predicted model, not a curated record